AUGGACGUCGUCGUCCUCGCCGGCCGGCCUGGGGAGGAGACGAGGACGUUGCUGUCGUCGCCGGCGGCGGGGGAGGGGGGAGCGGGAGGAGUGAGGAGGAAGAAGAAGCGGGGGCGGGUGGAGCUGCGGCGGAUAGAGGACCGGACGAGCCGGCAGGUGCGCUUCUCCAAGCGCCGGAGCGGCCUCUUCAAGAAGGCCCACGAGCUCGCCGUGCUCUGCGACGCCGAGGUCGCGCUCGUCGUCUUCUCCCCCGCCGGCCGCCUCUACGAGUUCGCCUCCUCCGCCUCCAGCAUUGAGGAAAUUUUUGGUCGAUAUUGGGACCUUCUGGACAGAUCAAUUGAUCUCAAUACUGAAGCACGAGACUCUCAAGUUGAUUGCGCUAUACAGCUUGGCCAGAAAGAGCAUUCAGUUCUAGAUUCCGUGCCUAAGAUAAAUGACGUUACUGAAUGUUUUUUGGAACCAAAGAUCAACGAGCUCAGCAUAGCUGAGCUUAGAGGUUUGGAGGAAGCUCUGAGUAACGCUUUGACAGAUAUUAAGAACAAGCUGAUGAUGAAGGUGGUUGAUGUGCUGCCCAAAAGCGAGAAAUGCCAACUGAGGAAGAACUGCUGGAUUUCAGAGCCGGAGGAGUGAUCUCAUCUUAAAUUAAACUGAAGACGGAGGCUACACCUUUUUGCAGGCUUGCAGCAGUAAACCCUGCAAGUUCUGGCAAACGUUCAUAAAUUCAGUUUGCGGUGUUUACUUGCUUGAUCACCCUAACUUUCUGCCCUGCUUGUGUAUGAAAAAAUCCUGACAAAUUAUGGCACAGUACAUGGCCGACCGUUUCAGGAGUUACCGUGUAA
This is a messenger RNA of Oryza brachyantha (malo sina), 839 nucleotides long. RefSeq names its product MADS-box transcription factor 51-like. Bases 1 to 630 code for a protein of 209 amino acids. Gene Ontology annotation, biological process: positive regulation of transcription by RNA polymerase II. The record is from RefSeq and is a predicted model, not a curated record. Lineage: Eukaryota; Viridiplantae; Streptophyta; Magnoliopsida; Poales; Poaceae. Gene Ontology annotation, molecular function: DNA-binding transcription factor activity, RNA polymerase II-specific; protein dimerization activity; RNA polymerase II cis-regulatory region sequence-specific DNA binding. The transcript is spliced from 7 exons.